This is a messenger RNA of Zootermopsis nevadensis, 5004 nucleotides long. The record is from RefSeq and is a predicted model, not a curated record. NCBI's taxonomy places the organism in Eukaryota, Metazoa, Arthropoda, Insecta, Blattodea, Termopsidae.
CUUCCUGUUGGUCGAAGGUCAGUGGCACGAUCUCUAAAAUCUUUGAAAUGGAUAUAAAUUGUGAUAUUUAUAUGGAUAAUGCCAAUGAUUAUGGGUGAGUUUUGAAGAAUUCAUAUACGCGCAGACGUAAUUCGAGCGGGAUAGUUGGAAAUGGCAGUAUACUAGCUAAUUCCAUAGAGCCUUCAUAGGCCAAAGCCGGGAAUGUGUUCUGUGUACUCUUCGAGGGACAGUCAGGUUUUCAAGGACUCCCACUGAAUGGUGCGAAUAUUUGUCUGAGGAUAAGUUGAUUUCAUUCAAGCAACAAUGGAGCUUCACAUGAAUGCAAACAUUUGAAUAAAAUAUAUAUUCCAGCAUAAAGUGACUUUCAGCAUAAGAAUGAAUUUCAAUAUCAAGUUAUAGGUAGUGAAUAUGUAGUUGAAAGUUACAAUAGCAAUACUACUGUUUCAUUAUGGAUGACAGAAAUGGGGAAUGCUUUGAUAAUCAUGAAGAUAUGUUUGGUGAUGGACCAGUAAAUACAUCUGAUCCAGAACAUGAGUGUUUGAAAGAUUUUAUGCUUGAACCAAGAGAUGCUAUUACAAACAUGCCUUGUAGUACAGACAGUGAUAGGGCAGGUAAUGUACUCAGUGGUCAAGAAACUCAGAUGACUCCCCAGAAUGAUUUGGGAAGGGAAGAUCUUUUUGAAAACUGUACAGAUUCUGUUAAUUCCUCUAGUGAAAGGACACAGGAAAGUGAAAUUCCUUUAAAUUGUGCAGAAUUAAUUACCUCUCAGAACUCCUGUUCAAGCAUUACAGAAACCACAAAUUCUGAAGAUGAAAGGAAUGGGAGUUACCAAUUUUUAUCCCCUAACAAUGAGGACCUAACAAAUCUCAGUGAAUCUCUGAAAGAAGAUAAAUUAAGGGACAGUGAAAGUAAUGAAUUCAAAGAAGAGAUAAAGACAGAUAAUUCUUCGGUAGUACAAAAAGACAUUCACAAUGAGAAGACAAGUACAAAGUGUGCAGAUAAUCAGCUAAAUGUUAGUAAGAAGUUGACAGUUGUGUCACAUGAACCCAAAGUGCAGGAGUCACCCAAAAGUGAAAAUGAAAGUCAGGAUGGAGAAGUAGAAAGUGCACAUUCUUCUGAAUGUUUCAAUACGCCAAAAGGAAGGUACACUUCCUCACGAGGCCGCAAACGUAAAGGGGCUGAAACGAUCACGGCAAGGGGACGUCCUCCAGGUCCAACCAAGAAGAAGAAACAACCAGUUACGUAUCAGAGUCAGAUAUCACCUGACCAAAAUGGCAUUAAGAUUCGAAUUAAGAAAUCUUCAGCAUCACCUACUGUGAUUCAGCCCCAUAGGCGAAGAGAACGUGGGAAGAAACGAAAGAGCAAGAAAGGUUCAAAUACUGAGGAUGAAGAAUCUGACAUUGGUUCCAAUAAACAGGUGAAUUGGAUGGAUCAGAGUGUAAGUGAAGAGUCAGAAGCUGAUGAAUUUGGUGAGCAGAGUGACUGGGGUCUCCGACUGCCAAGACAAACACUUUAUGAUAUUUUCUACAUGGUCACCCAAGAGGAAGGAUGUCUACCUUUCCUUAUCAGGAUGUGUCGAGUUUGCAGUCUGUGGCGGGAUGUGGCACUCUCACCUUCUUUAUGGUAUAACAUUGAUCUAGCUAGCCCUUGUGUCAAGGACAAAUAUAAGACUAGUGAAACUGUAAGAUGGCUGUGUGAGAAUAGGCUUGCCAGAGUUCAGGAAUUAAAUGUUGGUGGCUGGAAGUUUACACCUAUAGAACCGGUGUUGGAUGUUAUUUCCAAGUGUUGCCAAGAUCUCCGAGGACUCAACAUGACAGGUUGGAAAGGGCUAAAUUCAGAACAUCUGAAGUUUCUCAUUGCUAAAUGCCCACUUCUCUCACGACUUGAUCUCUCAAGCAUCAAUCCUGAAACCAACCACACACGGAGUGCUAUAUCACUACUUUCAAUAAGCCAUCUCACAAAAACAAUGGGUGAUAGACUGACCCAUCUAAUAUUAGCAAAUAACAGGCUUGCAGCAAUACCUCAGCUUAUAACAGCUAUAGCCGCUCAUUGUCCCAAUUUACAAGUUCUUGACCUGUCAAAUCUUCGAACUGUAGCUCAUACUACAGCCCCACUACACGUUGAAAAAUUGCAAGAAGGUUGCCAGAAACUACGAGUGUUGAGAAUAACCAAUAGUCAGAUUGCCCUUUCAACUGCAACGCUAAAGGAACAGGUUGCAUCCCCUGGUUUUCCAGCUCUGGAGGAGCUGAGUGUAGCUGGUAAUGCAGUGGAUGGAUUCUGUUCAACACCUGUCAUGGAUGACAAUUCUGUUGAAAGAAUCUUGAAAAGUUCUCAUAAGCUGAAGUUGUUGGAUGUGCGGGGAUGUUCACGAGUUUCAGAUUCAAGUUUAGUCAGAGUUCCAGCUUGGGAUUUAGAGCAUCUUUUUCUUUCUGGGUGUUAUGUCACAAGACUGUCUAGUUCAGGCUUGGAGCUGAUAGCACAGAAGUGGAGUCAUAGUUUAAUUGAAGUGGAUCUUGCAUGGAGCACCGCUACUCAGGCUCUGGACCUGGCUGUUACGGCCCUUGCUGAUCAAGGAGCAGAAUCACCUCUCAGGGUUCUGAACCUGUGUGGCUCAUCAGUCAGUCUGAGUCCUGUGAAAGCAGUGUUGCUUCAGUGUCCGCUGCUGGUCUCACUGAACCUAUCAUCAUGCCGAGCACUGCCUCGUGGCAUGAAGAGGCUGUACGAAGGAAAUGAAGUGAAUGAGCUGCGAAGCACAUUUGAGGAAAAGCCAGAAGCUGAUAAGGUUGAUGGAACAUCUCCAAAACAAGAAGAGAUAGAAGCUGAGAACAUUGUUGGACAAAAUGACCAACAAAAUGUUGUGCCAGUGGUAGGAGAAAGUGGUGGCAAUAGUUUGAACUAAGUGGAAUUUGGCAUUUCUUUCAUGAGUAUGGUUGUGUUUCUUGAGUAGCUGGAAAUCUUGUACUAAUGUGCUUUUCAUUUUCUUCCAAUGAUCUUAUUCUAUAAAUACUUGUUAAGAUUUUAAUGAGAUUUUAAAGUAUUAUGUUGGACGGGAAAACUGAUACAUACUCUGUCUGCAAUGGUUCCUGUUAUAAAUACAGAACUGGAGUAGAGUUUGAGAAUGUUUCUCAUAACUGAGCUUUUUCAUUGAAUUUGCCUGUGUGCUUGUGGUUUAAUACAUGCUGUAUAUAAGCUUUAUGCACGUGCACGCACGUACAUGCACGCAUACAAAUAACUGUGUAUGUACAGAAUGUUUUAAAAUGAUAUCUACAGACUUUCAUUGAAUGAAAUAAAUGCAUUUGAAUGAACUAAACCUUUACACAUAUCAACAUUGGCAUGUAGUGAAUUACCAAAUAUGUGUACGUGUUAGCAUUGUGGCACAGUUGACGGCAUUCAGUAACUGAUUGACAAGCUGCCACCAAUGUUGCUGCUGUGUAUAUAUCUUUUGGGAUACAUUUUGUGUGUGUGUCCCUCCUAACUUUGUGACCUCAAAUAACUCUUCUUUUAACAUAUACAAAAAAAUGUUUCAAAUAAAAUGUAUGCAGUGUCUAAUGGGAUAUGCAUUAAGCAGUAGAAUAUUCAUUAUGGAAUCAUUACUUUCAAGUUAUCAAGGUUACUUCCUGGUUUUCAAAUGGAAUCUUAUUUAUUUUUUAAGCCAGAUUUGAGAUGAGUUCGUAUAACACAUUCAUAUUGUAUGAACCGAUACUGAGAUGUCACCACUCAAAGUAUGAGAGACAAAUACAUCAGUAUGUUUUCACAUUCAAAAUUAUAAUAUUCAUGUAAAGUUACAGUAAUAACUGUUCAAAAAGGGUAGCCAUUGGCAUCAAUACACUUCCAGAUGCAUUGAAUUGAGGGAAUUUACAGAUAGCAUAGUUUGAAGUAAUACAGCAAGAGCAUAAGGCUGCAAUAAUGCAUUGUUGCAUUUUUCUGCUGCUGUGGUUGGUGGUUCCUCAAAGAAAAAAAGGGUUAAAUCUCAUGAAUGUGGUGGCCAACCAACAUUUCCACUGUGUCCAGUCCAGUGAUCAGGAAACUGUUCAUGAAGUGUUUGUCUCAGUAUGUGUGCCUAAUGUGGAGGACAACCGUCAUAUCAUACCACAUUGCCAGAUGAAUUUGCAACAGUAAAUAUUCUCUGACGAAAAAGGUGAAAAGCUAGGUACCUGCAUUCUGGUAAUGAUACUUCAAUGAAGUACUGCCGAGGGAUAUGAUCAUCAGUGAUGCUGCACCAGACGUUCACUCCCCAUCACCGUUGAUGAUUGACUUGCCUAAGUCAGUGAGAAUUUUCAACAGACCAGAAAUGUAUGUUCCACAAAUUGACAUGUUAAUCAUUUGUAAAGAAAGCUUGAUCAGUAAAUAAAUCAUUUGUGUGCGUGCGUACAUGUGUGUGUGUGUGUGUGUGUGUUGUAUAAAGCUGAGACACUUAGUCCUAUAUUUAUCUCUGACAUGAUUAUUUUGUAAAAUCAGUUUGAAUAUGUUCACACUUCUAUAAUUUUUUUCCCCUCUGAAUAAUACAUUUAAUUUGUUUGCUCAUACAUUGUUUAUUUCUGUUCAAAAUUCUAAUUCGAAUUGGAAUUUGUUUCACUGAUGGUAACUGUGUAAGCAUAGUAUCAUCCUUAUGGUCAAUUCAUUAUGAUAAAGUGUGAAGGCUGAGGUAUCCCAAGGCAAACACAUAGUUGAAAUGCUCAUGACAUCACCACCAAGCUAUUGGUUGAGUGGUUGACUAUUAUUUUAAUUUUUUCCUACAACAUUAUUUAAAAAUUUGUAGAAGCUUAUCAAAAUAACUUACAAUAUGUGCAUAUGUAUGAGGAAGACUGUGUUAGUGUCACUUAUGCUUUGAAUGUCCACAAUAAGAAUUUAUUAACUGACUCAUCUCUUUGUUUGUAUUGUAAAAAGCCAUCCCAUUACAUGCCGAUGUUGGGAUUUAGGAGAGAGGAGAUAUAGUACCCACUCAUUCUCAGCAUCACCAGUAGAAGGGGGUGAGUGGUCAGCAGCAUGCCCUGGCCACACUUU